This is a messenger RNA of Plasmopara halstedii, 4059 nucleotides long. Its product is annotated as myotubularin-related protein 2 isoform 1. The record is from RefSeq and is a predicted model, not a curated record. Bases 1 to 4059 code for a protein of 1352 amino acids. Gene Ontology annotation, biological process: dephosphorylation. NCBI's taxonomy places the organism in Eukaryota, Oomycota, Peronosporomycetes, Peronosporales, Peronosporaceae. The transcript has a single exon. Gene Ontology annotation, molecular function: phosphatase activity; metal ion binding.
AUGCUGCUAAAGAUCAUUCGUGCUGAGGCACUGGCUUCUGCUGACCUAAAUAACAAGAGCGAUCCAUUUGUCCGUGUCUUUUAUGAUGGAAAGGAAGUGGCGGCCUCACAUCGAGUCAAACGGUCGCUCAACCCGCGCUGGGAUUUUCAUGUGACUAUCACGCUUAUUCAUGCUGGACCCUUGGACGUAGAGUUGGAGGUAUUAGACAAAGAUGAGUUGUCUCAAAACGAUUUGCUCGGUGCAUUGCGUGUUCCAUUUCCGGAAUGGCGUCAACUUGUGGAUGAGUAUCAGAAGCGCAAGCAGAAGUCGGGAAUAUCCAUAGCGCGACAUCAAGGCUCCAAGUACAUGGAUACGCAUCAGCCAUAUACGUCCAAUGCGGCAGAAAUAAAUGAACGAGGUGACUACUCACGGCGCCAUAGGGCAGACAGUGAUUUUCAGCGACGGUCAAGGUCAUUGAACUCGAGUGAAAGCUAUCUUCAAGGAGAAACAAAAAGCCGCGCUUCUGUGACGUCCGGAGUUCUUACGACUGGGGCCCUGGAUGUUGCCAUGGAUAUCAAACCUGUAUUUAUAUGGUGCAGACUGGUCAAGGGUUCGACAGCGCAAGGACGUAUUCUGUGCAGUGUGCAGUACGAGGAAAAUGAUCUUAAAUAUCUUAUUAAUCACCCGUACGGCACCAGUAUUCAAGAGGUUUUUCUACCACAAAACCCACGAUUCGAACAGGCCUAUUGCCAUUUACCCAGAAGCUGGCAUCCAGAUGUAGCGGUUAGGCAAGAUGAACUCACAGCAAUGCAUGCGGGAACACCGAAAGAUUGCUUGUUUCCGUGGCACGAGAAGCUUUUGCACAUGGUCGAAGAAGUGACAGUGACCUUUCAUGUUAACGAGUCAAAUCAAGGCGUACUGGCGACGUUAGUGCUGACAAAUUAUCGUAUUUGGUUCGUACCAUAUCGACGUGUGCGAGGUUUGCUUCAUGAAGAUGUACAUACGUUACCAGUGAGCAAGAUUUUGAAAGCAACGAUUCAGCAGCAGAAGCGCAGUAACAACAAUGUCAUCACCGUGCUCAUCUUGGAUAAUAUGGAUGCUGGACACUACCACGUGACGCUCUCACCGAUCUCGCGGCUUAGAGAUUCGGUGCGCGAUUUUUCACGUGAAGCUGAACUAAAGCGCGUCAAGACGCUGCACAACAUUGUUCGGGAGAUUGACUGGCUGCGUAUUGAAAAUAGCUUUUGCUCGCCAACAGAUCGAAAUCACACAGUAGCUUCUGCAGAUGAGAUGCAGCUAGAGGACGAUUUGCUUCACUACACGCCUAAGCACAGCAAUUCUUCUAUGCCGCCACCCAUGGCACGCGCAUUAACGCAAAGUUACAGUAAAUAUCAGAAGCACACGUUUACAAAGGAAAACAGUAGAAGUUUGACGCUUGAUGGCAGUGGUGAAUUUUUGGAGUCUUUUAAGUUCAAACACCAACGAAGUAUGCCGCCAACCCAAGCUUUACUUCUUCAAACCGCGUCGAUGAGAAAACCUCCGCAACAAUUUCACCUCGCAGCGAGGCGGCGAAUUCAAUACGACCCAGAUGCUGAAUAUACUAGACAAGGAGCAAUGAAGCAUCCUCGCUGGCGCAAAUGCGAACUUAAUGAGCAGUACCAGCUAUGUCCAACAUACCCGUCAUUUCUCUUAGUACCCGAAUGCUUGGAUGAUAACACUAUAAAAGCAGCUGCAAGUUUUCGCAGCAAAUGUCGUUUGCCGGUGCUAACAUGGAUCCACCCGCGAACUGGAGCCCCACUUUGCCGAAGCAGCCAACCGAAUACGGGCGUUUUGCGCAGCACAAGUCCGGAAGAUAAGAAACUGAUCUGGGCCAUUCGAGAUGCAGCGAUUCCUGCAGAUCACGCCGCAAAGUCUAUACGAACACUGCCGAAAAAGAACAGUGUUGUGCAUAUUGUUGACGCCCGACCAGAAAUUAAUGCCAAAAGCAAUGCUCUUGCUGGUAAAGGUCACGAAUCUGUGAAGCAGUACGAUCGCGAUGGAGUUUCGACGGCUGCAAUCACAUUUAUGGGAAUCGAUAAUAUUCAUGUUGUGCGAAAUUCACUUAAUGGUCUAGCGCAAGCGCUGUACGAAGUGGAGGACUCUAACUUUUUUGGUGCUGUGCAAAAGAGUCGCUGGCUGGAGCACAUCUGCAGCAUCUUACAAGGGGCAAGUGAGGUGGCCACGCACCUUGAACGUGGCGAUGCUGUUUUGGUGCACUGCAGUGACGGGUGGGAUCGAACUGCUCAGCUUUCGGCUCUUGCUCAGAUAAUGCUUGAUCCGUAUUAUCGUACUUUAGAAGGCUUCGCUAUGCUGAUAGAAAAGGAUUGGUGUUCAUUUGGCCAUAACUUCCAAAAAAGGUGCUCCCACCCAACAUCCGACCAAACGUCGCCGAUCUUUUUACAAUUUAUUGAUGCUGUGUAUCAGCUUACUCUCCAGUUUCCGACUCAUUUCCAAUUUAAUGAGCUAUUGCUGUCAUCCGUUGCUGAAGCGGUCUACUCAUCGUGGUAUGGCACUUUUCAAAAGAAUUCUGAAAAUGAAAGGCGGCUCUUUUUAUCAACGGUCGCAAGCGUUAGCGUGUGGGAUGUUAUACGAGCCACAACCGAUCAGUAUUUGAAUCCUCUAUUUGCUGGAGGAGAGGUGCACGCAUCUGGUGGAUCAAUUAUCGAGGUAAUAUUACCGGUGUGUCGAGUGCGCGUGAUGCAGCUAUGGGUUAGCCAAUAUCAGAAGGCCAUCGGACAUAUGCGGCUACAGCAGCGAGAGUUUGAAAUGCUGCAGCUUAUUCGGCAGCAAGAGGCUGAUCUUUCACGACUACAUGCUGCCUUAAGUAAUGAUCAACACCUUGAGCUGCGUGCUAGUCAACUGCGGAGUGAUAUUGCAAAGCUGUCACGCAGCAUGAACUUAAAAUAUCCCGAACAGCUCACUACACCGUUUAAAAAACCUGAGAGAAGGAGGCUUGUGUCAAGCUCCGGUGGGGAAUCUCUACAAAUUAUGGGGAAAUCUUCCGCAUCACUGGAUCUUCACGACCUAGAGAGUAUUGUAGCUCUAGGCACGGCAGGUGCGGCUGCAAAAGCAUCGGCAGAAUCACCUUCUCCUCCUCGUGAGCAUUUGACUCUAGCGCAAAUACUUCAACGUGCAAACUUUGACGCUGGAAUGAAUUCGGCAUCCCUCGGACCAGGCGGAGUAUCUCCUCAACCUCACAAUUUGCCAAAUCCUCGUCGACGCAAGUCGCUCACGAGCCGAUCACGAAGCAACAGUCUCAAAAAUACUUUAAUCAAUGUGAUGGCACAGAUGAAAGGGGGUUUACAUGACAAAGACCUUGACGAGUCAGAGGAUGUUGGGUCUACCACGCUUCCAAAUCCUGUGCGUGUGAGUGAAGGUCGGCGAAAAGCGCGGUUAAAUUCGCCAACCCGCCGAGACGAAUUGAAACGAGAUUUACGUCACCUCGAGUCUCAACUCUCAAUGCUUAAUCAUCAAGUAGCAAUAAAGGAAGACGUAGCAAAGCAAAUCUUGCGAAGAUUUCGCUGUUACAAUUACAACCUUCCAGAGACAGCGCUACGCAACGAAAAUGACACACUUUCUCCAAGCAGCUGUAAAAAGGUUCGGUUGGGAUUAUCAAACGGGCACAAAUCAUUUUCAUCCCCUAAACCUUUGUCGUCACCAUCAUCUUCUUCGUCACCUGGCUCAGGGACUGCGUCAGGUUCGGCUCAAGUAUGUGGUGAGCAUGGCGACUCAAAUUCAAUGAAUGGAGAUCCUCGCAAUUUUACACCAGGUAGCUCGCCGCUUUUAGGAACAGACAAAGUCAUUUCCGGAGGAAACUAUUUAAACUCACAGCCUGUUUGGGAGCGCGACGAAGAUGCUCCAUGUUGCAAGCGCUGCAAAAAACGAUUCAAGACCCUGUUGCGCAAUCGCCACCACUGUCGCUGCUGUGGUUACGUUUUCUGUGGUCGCUGCACGAGUCACCGCAUGAGUCUUCCAGAUUUUGGCUAUUACGAUGUCGUACGCGUGUGCAAGAUUUGUUAUAAUUCCGGCGAAGAUGGGUGA